AUGGAAUUGAAAGUAUCGCCAUUGACUAAGAUCAUAUCGCUAUCGGGAUUCUUAGCCCUAGGUUUCCUAUUGGUAAUUCUCAGCUGUGCUUUAUUUCACAAUUACUACCCCUUAUUAGAUGUGCUAAUAUUUCUAUUAGCACCUCUGCCUAAUUCAUUAUUUGGUAAGGGUUCAUUAGAUGGUGCAGAUUUCAUGUCAGAAAACGCAGGUGAUGCUCAGGAUUUAGGCCAUUUCCUGACCGGUCUUUUCGUUACAAGUGGUGUUGCAUUACCUACCGUCUUUUACCACUGUCGACUAAUUGGAUUAAUGAGCUGUGUUAUGUGUACCACUGGUGGUCUAGUCAUCUAUUCGAGCAUUGUGGUAUUCUCUUGGUUCUUCCGUUCAAGCUGGGAACAAGACGAUGCCCUAUUUAGCUAA
Zygosaccharomyces rouxii is the source of this 417-nucleotide messenger RNA. It is a transcript of the gene VPS55, whose product is annotated as Vps55p. The transcript has a single exon. Gene Ontology annotation, cellular component: Vps55/Vps68 complex; endosome. The record is from RefSeq and is a predicted model, not a curated record. The coding region runs from base 1 to 417 and encodes 138 amino acids. NCBI's taxonomy places the organism in Eukaryota, Fungi, Ascomycota, Saccharomycetes, Saccharomycetales, Saccharomycetaceae. Gene Ontology annotation, biological process: late endosome to vacuole transport via multivesicular body sorting pathway.